AUGGGUCCCUGUACGGCCUCCCAUUGCUGCUGUCUCCAUCGCCACACUCUGCCAUGUGCCACUUUCAGGUCUCCUCACACUGCUGGUGAGUUCCAUUUUGUCAUAGGGUUGCUGUAUGGCCUCCCAUUGCUGCUGCCUCCACCGCCACACUGUGGCUCCAAACACUGGUUUUGGCCCCGUGACUGCCCAAAUGUGUGAAGUGUGCGGUGAUUCUAAGAUCGACGGCACUCAUCUGCAUGUCAUACUGACUGACAGUAUUAUUUCUCUUCCCCAGCAGACUCCAAGGGCAUUUAAAUUAAAGGUACAGUGUUCUGCACUAAUAUUA
This is a messenger RNA of Staurois parvus, 325 nucleotides long. NCBI's taxonomy places the organism in Eukaryota, Metazoa, Chordata, Amphibia, Anura, Ranidae. The record is from the annotation of a GenBank genome assembly.